This is a messenger RNA of Emiliania huxleyi CCMP1516, 504 nucleotides long. RefSeq lists its product as hypothetical. NCBI's taxonomy places the organism in Eukaryota, Haptophyta, Isochrysidales, Noelaerhabdaceae. The transcript has a single exon. Bases 1 to 504 code for a protein of 167 amino acids. The record is from RefSeq and is a predicted model, not a curated record.
AUGGGCUACGCUCCGCCUCGCUCUCCCGACACGCAGCCAGUCGGCGUCAAGAAGAGACGCUCGCCGAAGCCCGGCCCGAGCCACAUCAUUGACCUGCGGCCGGCGCUCGAGGCAGUGCACGUCAGCAGCGCGCGGUGCGCCCUUGCAUAUCUGCCGUGGGAGUUGGGCGUUCGACCCUCCACUCCAGAGAAGGAGCAGAGGCCACCGGACGCCGGGCUAAACCUGCGCAGCGAGAAGGAUCAGAGGUCCGGGCCACCGGACGCUGGGCUAAACCUGCGCAGCGAGAAGUCGCACGCUGGCGAGCGCGAUGCCGGGCCGCAAAAGCUGCGUGUCUCGCGCAUUUGUGUCGAGGACAUUGUGUCUGCCCAGAUUGACGCGUGCGAUCCGCUGAAGACCCUCCCCGCGGCCGACUUCUGCCACGUGCUCUCCGAGGUGACGGACAUAGUGGUGCGGGUCAUGACCAAAGGCGAGCGCGCGGUGCGUGCCAGACCCCGUAGAUGCUGA